GUUCUUUUUUUCUUUUCCUCUGCGGUUCUCUGCCUAAUUCGACAGUAGCCGACCACAAAGGUAUCCAAUACUCAAUAAGACAGCUCUGUGUUGCUUAUAGCCAUAUUCUCCUGUUUCCUCCAUCAUUGUAACAGACUCUAGUCUAUCAUGCCUUGAUAAAUAAUGCUAUCUGCUCGCCUCCCCUAACCAUACUGCCAAUACCCAGUGAUGUAGUUUAACUUAAUGAUUCAAUUACUUGUCGCACCUGAUGUGCCUGCAGCGCCUGACCCGGAACUAAUACCGCUCCCCUUUCCGAGCCUAAUACCGCUGGUGGACUUGUCCUUGUACAUAUUAACAAUCUUUUUUAUUUGGCCUGGUCUUCUCGGCUUCGGAUGCUUUAGCUUGAUAUCGUGGAUUUGCCGCACCAUAAACCCAGAGGCCGUCUUUUUACUCCAACUGCUUUCUUUCUUCUUGCCCUCGACGUCUUUACCCUCCCCCUUGUCUUGUUCAUUUUCUACUCCCCCCUUGUGGCUCAUUGUUUUAUCUUUUUCUUUGCCCUUUCCCUUCGCCAUCUCUCUAUCCUUCCGUCUCUGCUCCCUUCGGAGCUCCUUUUCUUCCAAUCGUCGACGUUUGCGUUCUGACGUUGUUGCCUUAGAUGUGAUACUCGAUAUGGCGUUGGAAUCGCUACCAGACAUAGGCGAAGAUGGGGCUUGCGAUACUUGUCCAAAGGAUGACUUAUCCCGUCGGCGAAUAGCCUUAGAGAGCACGGUGCCAUCGAACCCAAAGCUGUCAAACUCAUCCGAGCAGCCGAGAUCAUCCGACAUACGAGCUAGGAAAGGAAACGUCCUGCGCAUUGAUUGAUAACUGGAUGGCGAUCGCCUAUAACCUAUAUAUGGAGGCUGGUUCUCGAACCUCUCGAUUAACUCUUCAUUGAUAUUAAUGCGUGACCUAGUGUAAACCGAAUCAGUUGAUGAGUGAAUUACUUCAGAUGCGCGAUAUAGAUGAUAACCAAAGAGAUUUGAACGGCGAUGUCGAGGUCGACGAGAUAUCGAACUUGAUCGGUCGUUAUUAAUAUCAUUCUCUUCCUGGCUUGCAUCGGAUUGUUCUCCAUUGUUGCUGUUACUGUUGCCUCCGUCAAUUGAUCGAGUAAUUGUAUUUGAUAUUCUUCGCCAGAGUCCUGCCUUCUGUUUUCUGAAUGGACGGCUACUGGUUUGAGGUUGAGCUCUUCCAGUGUCGGUUUUUCGUUUAUUAGGAGAAAUAUUUGAGUCGACGCCGUAAGAACAUGAAGUUGUAACAGUGUCUAAA
This is a messenger RNA of Daldinia caldariorum, 1284 nucleotides long. RefSeq lists its product as uncharacterized. The record is from RefSeq and is a predicted model, not a curated record. The coding region runs from base 223 to 840 and encodes 205 amino acids. The transcript has a single exon. NCBI's taxonomy places the organism in Eukaryota, Fungi, Ascomycota, Sordariomycetes, Xylariales, Hypoxylaceae.